Molecule: messenger RNA, 1152 nt
Organism: Kwoniella shivajii
Lineage: Eukaryota; Fungi; Basidiomycota; Tremellomycetes; Tremellales; Cryptococcaceae
Exons: 10
Coding region: 1-1152 (383 amino acids)
Biological process (GO): lipid metabolic process
Molecular function (GO): phosphoric diester hydrolase activity
Source: RefSeq, a predicted model, not a curated record
AUGUCAAUAAUACAAACAAAUCCAAUCAAGCCAAUCUUGAAAAGGGAAACUAAAGAUAUAGAAUGUUGGGGACAUAGAGGAGCCAGUGCACAUUUACCUGAAAAUACAUUAGCGAGUUUUCAAGCUGCCAUUCAAGAAGGAUGUGAUGGGAUUGAAUCAGACGUACACGCUACUUCAGAUGGAGUGGUUUUGAUGUUCCAUGAUCCGACUUUGGAUAGAACGACAACUGGAAAAGGAUUGAUAAAAACACAACCUUGGAAAGGUGUAAUCGAACACGUUCGAACUACCAAAGAACCUGUUCAGCCUAUUCCGUUAUUCGAAGAAUUGAUAGCCUUACUUAUGAAACCUGAAAAUAGACACGUAACUCUGAAUAUCGAUUGUAAAAUGCAAAAUGAUCCUGAAAGAUUAUUUCCUGAAAUGUCACGGAUCAUCUCGCAAUAUCCAGACGCUGGAACAUCAUUAUGUCCACGUAUAAUACUGGGUCUAUGGCAUCCAUUAUUCAUUCCACCGGCAUAUAAAUACUUACCUCAAUGCAGACGAUAUCAUAUUGGAUUCAGUAUCCCAAUAGUCAAAUCUUAUUUCUGGGAUCAUUGUGAAGGUUUCUCUAUGUAUUUCCCAUUAUUAAUGUCAAAUGAUGGACAAGCGUUUUUGGAAGAAUGUAGGAAGAAUGGUAAAGAGAUUACAGUUUGGACUGUGAAUGAUCAAAAUGAAAUGAGAAUGGCUAUUAGUUGGGGCAUAAAAGCUGUUUUGACUGAUAAAGUCGCUGCGUUUGUUCAGCUCAAAAAUGAUAUAAUCGACGACCCAAAUAAUCUCAGCCUGCCAGGUUUAUCCAAGUUGACGUUCCCAUGGUCAUCAUGGCGAUAUUAUUCACUUGCACACCCAUACUUCCUGCGGACACAGCUCGACGUAAUGCGCACAAUGUGUUAUCAACCUGGGGAACUGCAACCUGUCAAUUUGACGGAACUCUCGAUGGUAUCAUCAGCCAAUCAAGUAGAAGCUGAGACUGAAACCCAAGACCAAAGCGAACUCGCUCCUGUCCCCGAGCCGAUACAUAUGGAUAACAUCAAUGAUGGUAAGGUCCUCACGGGUGUGGAAGAUCUUCAAUUGGAAGCAGGAGCUGUGAAUGGUAUAUUAGGUAAAGUAGCUGCUUAG